AUUGUCUUCCUCUGCUCAACACUCUAAGUGCCUUGCCUUAUCCUCCUUGGUCUUUGCCCUUUUAUACCUUUCUCACAAGUCAUAAUCUUCAGAAUCCAAAUUGAAUUAGGGAUUAGGGUUUGUUGGGUGCCCUGUGUUUUUGGUGUUUUGAUCGCCCUAAUAUAGAAAAGAAGUUCAAUCAAGAUCCCUGCCAUGGAAGGAGAACUACUAGAUUGGGAGGUGCUCCACAGCUCAGACUCUGAGUCGAAUUCUAUCAUUGCUAACUCGCCCGAGUCGAGGAAUCUUGGGAACAUCGCAGGUGAUACUGAAGGGAUGAUAAGGUCUGAUUACUUUUCUCUUGAUAACCAGAGUAUGUAUGCAAAGGAGGGGGAUGUGAGUGAAGAAGGCUCUAUCGAGUCGGAUAAUCCGAGUUGGAUUGAUCCCAAGCCGGUGACUCAGUACAGGAGGAAUAAUUCGGGCGAUUUUCGGUCCGAUUCCGGCAGUGAUCGGUCAGGUGAUCGUAAAUUAAGUGAUUUGGUUGUGAAAAAAGACUUGGAGUUUGCUGAGAACGAGAAAGCCCCGGAUUUGUUCCAAGGGAUUGAAAAAGCGGAAGCUAAGAUUGACGAAAUGGUUACAUGUAAGCCUGCUGGUACUAAAUUUAGUGAAUUCGAUAGGACAAAGGAGUUAGGUUUCGGUGAGUUUGGCGAUAUUCAAGACCAAGACAAGGAUUUGGGCAAGUUCUGGCCUGAUUCUGGUGGAGAUGGUUUGAUUUCAAUGAAGUUACAGGAUAUUGAGAAAGAGGCUGGCAUUGAAUUUAGCGACUUUAUUGAAAAGGGAGCUGAGUUGGAGAAUUCAGAUGAGCUCGAAGAUGGGAAUAACUCAACUUUGAAUUCGGAAGUAGGAGACGGUAAUACAAAUGGUAAUGAAGGUCCAACUGUUGAUGAAAUGAAGAUGCAUGCGAAAUCGGUUAACGAGGGAGACAAGAAGAAGGUAGCAUGGUGGAAAGUUCCUUUUGAGCUCUUGAGAUACUGUUUUCUCAGGGUUAGUCCUGCUUGGUCCUUCUCUGUAGCGGCGGCCGUGAUGGGUUUUGUUAUAUUAGGACGUAGAUUGUAUAAGAUGAAGCGGAAGAGCAGCAGCUUGCAGAUAAAGGUUACCCUGGAUGAUAAGAAGGUUUCUCAGUUCAUGACUCGUGGGGAUCGACUCAACGAGGCAUUUUCAGUUGUAAGACGUGUCCCAAUUAUACGUCCUUCACUGCCCACUACCACGGGGUUGAAUCCAUGGCCUGCGAUGAGUUUGAGAUGAAGGUGAUACUGUAAAAAAGAAACAGAA
Messenger RNA from Hibiscus syriacus, 1308 nucleotides. RefSeq lists its product as uncharacterized. NCBI's taxonomy places the organism in Eukaryota, Viridiplantae, Streptophyta, Magnoliopsida, Malvales, Malvaceae. Bases 193 to 1281 code for a protein of 362 amino acids. The record is from RefSeq and is a predicted model, not a curated record. The transcript is spliced from 2 exons.